GCAGCGCCAGAGCCAGGAGACAGGGCAGAGUGUGAAGAUAGGGCAGCUGGGGGCACAGCAACUCGCAACACGUGCACGUCAAAGUCGACAAGGUCAAUGCACAUUGAAGAUGAAGAGGAGCCUCCCUUCUUGUGUAUUAUUUAUUUAUGUCACUCUGCUAAGCUGGAAAAGUGCAAUGAUGCUCCAGUGUGGCAAGCAGGAAUUUGAAGACAGUGGUCAAUGUGUCCCCUGCCUUUGCUGUCCUCCAGGACAUGAGCCUGAACAGGAAUGUGGCUACGGAAAAGGCAUCAAAAUGAGCUGUAGAAGCUGCUUGCCAUCCACCUUUUCAAAGACCUAUGGCUCUGGGUCCUGCAAGCCUCACACCGACUGUGCCAAUUUGAACAGGAGUUAUGUCCGUCUGGGGACAGCGACCACAGAUGCUUUGUGUGGGCACUGUUUGCCAGGGUAUUACACUGUAGUUGUAGGACUUUCUGAUGUGAGGACAUGUCUGCCAUGUUCUUCUGCUCCGAGAGGAACUGUGGAAUGUGCAGAUGUGCAUUCUCAACUUUUGCGUGUGGCAAGGAACAUCCGGGCUGCACAUCAAGUGAAUGUCUCAAAGUCUUCUAAUGCCAGCAAAAAGGAAACACAGAAGGAGAAGCACACUGAAUAUGCUGUGCUAGCAUUGGUGCCGGUCUUCUGCAUUGUAGGAUUGCUCGGAAUUCUUGUCUGCAACUUCUUGAAGAAGAAGGGAUAUCGCUGCACCUCAGAGAACGAAGCUGAUGAGGAGAGCUCCACUGCGAAACUUGCAGCUAUGAAUGGAGAUUCUUUCAGAUCUGAUGAAACCAAUGAAGACACCAUCGGAGUUCUGGUGCGGCUGAUCACAGAGAAAAAAGAAAAUGCUGCAGCCUUGGAUGAGAUGUUAAGGGAGUACGAGAGGAAGGAAGGAAUCACCAAGGAUAACAUGGCAGAGAUCACCAACAAGAAUGUGGCAGACAAGUUUGCUCCAUUGUUAACCUUUCCCAAGCUCUGCAAACACCACCACGUUCACACUGUGCAGACCUCAGCAACCCUGCUGGGAUCCAGCUGUACCCGCUGCAGUCAAAAGAAGUGGCCGGAGCUUCUGAUGAAUCCGACGGUCCGGAAUGCCUCAAAACCUGUCAGGGUGGGAACGCGGAAUAGUAGGCCUGGUGAAAUCACCAUCUUAUCUAUCGGCAGAUUCCGUGUUGCUCAAAUUCCUGAGCAGAAGCAGAAUUUAAUCGAUGAGCAAGUCGUACCUGCAUCAAAGGACUCUGAUUCAAUCGAAACGUCCUGUAAUGAGCCUGUGGAUCGUAAAUCUCUGCUGGGAAGUGUCUUGAUAAAAUGCCCGAAAGAUCAGCAAGAGGUUGGUGACUGAGUUUAUUGAAGAUGGUGAGGAGAUUUGCCAGUCACUUGAAUGUGAGUUGAAGCAACAGUGGGAUGCACAACUUGACGAUCAUUUGAUGAAAACAAAAUCUUCUCCCAAAUGUUCUAUAUUAUAUGUGGCAAAAUGCGAGGAUGUAGGAUCUAUCCAAUUGCAGACUGGGAACUUGCAAAUAAAGCCCAGUGUAAAGAUGAGCAUAACUCAUUUUUAAAAUUAAGUCUCCAAGGACAAUCUCAGCUGAAAUAUCCGUCCCUGAAACACUACACACGGCCUGUUAGUUUAUAUCCUUUGUAUGUCCUUUUUUAAACUCCUUAAUCUGUUCCUUGGAGAAAACAAAAGUCAGAAACUUGAAAGUUUCACUCAAAGCUGUGGUUUAUCAGUUUUUUUUACAUUGCAUGGAGGAUCCACUUGAUGACAAAGUUGCACGUUCUCUUCUUUUUCUAAAAAAAACUUGCCUUCUGAGGCCAAACAGAGCCCUCUUGUGGAACUGAAUCUACAAUGUUUCCAGAAUGGAGCCCUACUGUACUACUGAGCCACACAAACUGAAUAGGGUUAAGACUUGCUAUUUUUAUGACCUACACAUUGUAAUGAGAAACAAGAGAAAUUGUAGUCAAUUCUUAUUUUAAAAAAUGUUUUAAUUCAACAACAAACACCAGACAGACAGUUCUGAAUUUUCACAGUAAAAGUUCAACUGGUGAUUAAAGGAGAGCCGCAAUUAAUUAAUUUUUAAAAAAAUAAAAUCCUAUUUUUGAAACCCUCUGAAGGUAUUAGCAUAAAUCAUAGGAAAAGUAUUACUUAAAAUCUGAACUUUUCUUAGAUUCUAUGUUAAAUCCAGUCAAAUUACCAUAACAUACAAAGUUUUGAAGUGUUAAAGACAAAAUCAGCAUUAUUAGGAAAACAAAAUAAAUUCUCUAAUAUGGUCAAAAUGGAUACAGCUUUCUCAACUGCCCAAUUUCUAUGUAAAUUGUACAAUUGUAAAAAAGUUGUAAUAUAUCAAAGCAAUAAUGUAUCUUUUUAAAGAUAUAACGGAAAAUGCAUAGUAGCUACCUCCACAAGUACUGUUGCCAUGUAGCCGUACCUCAUAUGCCAUUUUCCCUCUUUGUAAAACAGAGGGUUUUUUUAAACUAUUUUCAGCUUGGAGUUUCCUAUGCAUUGACAGUGCACUCCUCUUCUUUGCUAACUCACAGCUAGUUGUCAAGCAUGUGACUUCUGCUGAAUGUUACAACAGCUGUGUUCCCUCAACCUGAAACUGGCAUUUCACGAAGUGCAGAUCUGCAAUCUGUUUAAACACUUAUGUUGAAUUCAUUGUGUUUUUCACUGUAAAAUGCUAACUUGUGAGAAGGGGAAAGAAGGCAGAGAGUCUUUGCUAAACUUAUGGACGAGUAUGUGCACACAUUGCCUAUGACAACAGGCAUGGCACUUUGGUUGAGCCCUGGGUAGAACUGAUGUCACAGGACAAUGGUGUGACAUCUUGUUGAUGGGAGUCAGCACUAAGUGUUUGCUUGAAUCCUAAGUGUAGUGAAGAUCUAUCAGCCGGAGACGUUCAGUUACCCGUCUCUUGCACAGAAGAGGUAAUAUGAGGUGACACCCAGCAUUGGAAUGAUCUUGACGUUUGUUUUGUUAGUUUGCGGUUCCAUGUCUGUCGUGAGGAGGUUCCAGCCAGAGAUGCAGACAUUGCCAACCUGACAUAAGCCUUGAGCUGUGAAGAGAUAAUUGUGAUGGCUACACCACCAGCCCAAAACAAGAAUUAUGAUACAAACCAACUAUUAAAAAUAGAAUUGUACAACAUUAUAGUCCUGAAUCACUGGAAGUGAAUUGGGUGGAUCCCACAAUACCAAAGCAGAAUUGUUUCCACUGAUUCUGGGAAGUUGUGUUCGUGAGUGUAAACAUAACAAUUAUUUCUUCUUCAAAGAAAAUUCUGUUUUUAUAGUAGUGGUGACUAUAGUGUGAAACUGAUGAGAUAUUCUUUUGAAACGUGAGAAUGUUAAAAAUCAACCCACAUUAUCCAGUAAAGGAUGGUUGCAUUUGGAUGACUUGCGGCAUUUUUCCAAUUGUCUUUAGAGUUAUCAGUAGGUUUGAUGUUUGGAGAAGCACAAUCGUUUAAGAAUUGAGUGUAUUUUUGUUUGUAAUGAAUUCAGCUGAUUAUUCAAUCAGCUCGGCAACAGAAGAAUUACUGAAAUCUAUAGUAUCACUAAUAGCAACCUGGGUUCCACUGACAUCACUGUCUAAUAUGGCUUCUGCAGCUGAAUGUGUGGAACAGUACCCAGGGGAAGGGGUUUUGCAAGACAGUUUGGUUAACUCUUACCCUGCAGUGACAGCUAUUGUUCUUUUCUGUACACAUUGGCACUAGUCAUAGUUUGAGCAGCUACACUUGUUUCUCUGUAGCUAGUGUUAGGGAUUCUGUCCUGCAAUAAUAGUGGAGUAGCUUCUACAUCAGAGACACCCAGCAUUUUAGAGAAUUGGUCCCACAAUCUCAUAUAGUCAGUAAGGAUGGGAUUGAAAAUCAUGACCUUUGGAUUGGAGAAUCUGAAAGGGCCACUGCUCAUAACGUAUUCACAGUAACUACCUUGGUUCUGAGCAAACCCAAUAGAUUGGAACAAGCUUUCUUCUUCCUUGCUGCAGAUUGGCAAUUAGAGAAAAGUUAAUCCAUGCAAGUCAUUUUGUAUUAUUACUAAUAUGCUUAUCUGAAAUUUAAAGAAGGGAUCUGUCAGGUGUAAUAACAGCAAACAUCUCCUAAUUCUAUCCCCCUUUCUUAUGCCUGUUUACAGCAUUUUAAUUCUGGGUGAAAAUUGGUUUACAUGUUGCUGCGUUUUGCAUUUCUGUUUUGAUAACUAUUUUAGUUUAAUUUAUUUUGUGUUAUUUACCUUUAUUUGAACUUUCUGUAAAGUAUUGACAAGUGAAUGCACUGAUUAAAAAAAAUCCUUGUGUCAUAUGUUAGUUGUAGUUAUUUGUGAUUGGUUAUGUUGCAGGAUUUUUAUUGUAUGAUUCUUCCAAUAAACUGAAGUUUGUUCCUCAGUCAUAUGGUGAUUACUGUACAAGAAAAAUGUUGCAGAUGCUGGAAAUGUGAAAUAAAAAAACAAAAGUAUUGGAGAUAA
Messenger RNA from Rhincodon typus (whale shark), 4473 nucleotides. RefSeq names its product RELT TNF receptor (gene relt). Bases 110 to 1372 code for a protein of 420 amino acids. The record is from RefSeq and is a predicted model, not a curated record. Gene Ontology annotation, biological process: apoptotic process. The transcript has 11 exons. Gene Ontology annotation, molecular function: protein binding. NCBI's taxonomy places the organism in Eukaryota, Metazoa, Chordata, Chondrichthyes, Orectolobiformes, Rhincodontidae.